This is a messenger RNA of Platichthys flesus (European flounder), 1322 nucleotides long. Its product is annotated as transmembrane protein 182-like. Gene Ontology annotation, cellular component: membrane. The transcript has 5 exons. NCBI's taxonomy places the organism in Eukaryota, Metazoa, Chordata, Actinopteri, Pleuronectiformes, Pleuronectidae. The record is from RefSeq and is a predicted model, not a curated record. Bases 202 to 960 code for a protein of 252 amino acids.
CCUCCUCAGUUGCUGUGGUCUCUUCUCCCACCACAGCUCCUGCAGGGAGUGGCUUGGAGAUCCACACUGUUUUCUUUAGGACCAGUGCUGGGGCAGAGGGCUGCACAGUGGACACCGGUGAGGGGUCUUGACGAGUCACUGACCUGAGGACUGGAAGCUGAGGAGAGAGGGGCACAGAGGAGGAGAUUUUUAGCCGGAGUCAUGAGGGUGGGAGCUGCAGCCUUGGCUGGGGGGAUUUUUGGGGCAGUGGGGACCCUGUGUUUCCUCCUGGCCUUUGGUACAGACUACUGGCUGUUGGCCAGUGACAACUGUGGACCACAUACAUGGCCGACACAAACAACCCAGACAGGGGGGAAAGAUGUCAAUGGGACUGAGGUCCAGUCAGACGUGGAAGCAGUCACUGUUCCUCAGAGGUUGCUCACCCUCCACCAUGAGGGCUUCUUCUGGCGCUGUGUGUUUCAGGUGGAGCCUGCAGCACAUGCAGUCGUGGCCACUCUCUUCACGAACCAGCCAGAGUCCAAGUUGUGUAGCCACGGUUACCUGUUCCCUCUGCCUGUGGCACUUGGACAGGUGCCUCAUCCCAGUUAUGACGCCACAGCAGUGUUUCGGGGUUUCUGGACCGUGCUGAUAAUCCUCGGGCUGGUCUCAGCUCUGGCUGGAGGCUUCCUCCUGGUCUGUGGUGUCCCCUUCAUCAGCCCUCGACUCUACAAGCUGGGUGGAGCCUUCCUCAUCGCUGCUGCCUGCUUGUUCCUGUUCAUGCUGCUGCUCUACGUCCUGUGGAUGGAGGUGGUGGACGUGAAAAGCUACGUCCUGCAGGAGAGGGGAGAGGCCUGUCCAGACGCCGAGGUCUCUGUGUUCUACGGCCUGUCGUUCAUGGUGGCGGUUGCUGGCGUGCCCCUGGAGCUAGUCUCUGGGUUGGUUUUCAUGCUGGUGGGCCGGGCGCUGCAUGCCAGCAAGUGAGCUCACCAUCUGGACCGGAGGAGAAGAGCGGACUGACCUUUUUAUGUCCUGCGCUGGGACUCGGUGGCACACAUGUGGGAUGUAAACACCCACUGGAAACACACAGUCAACAUUACUGCAUCACCCCUUUGGACGUUUAUCUGCCUGCGGUCAGAGAUACUGGUUUGGUUAUGCUGUUUUCUGUAACUUGCCUUGCUUUAUUUCCAUAAAAAUAACCAAUUACACAAGAGGUCAGCAGUCGGGUUUAUAGAUGUAAACAUGUGAUAUCUUGCAUAUUAACCAGCAGUAUAAAAUGUGCUGAGACUCUUUUUUAAUUUUUUUUAAAGCUAAACUCUGAGAAUAUAAAUAUUUCUUCUGCUCAA